AUGAAUUUAAUCUCUCUUGAUUUGUUUAUUCUGAUCCGUCCCGACGCUGCUGGUCCUGAAUUUGGACAUUCUGGCGAUGACAGGAGCCUCCUGUUUGAUGUGAUCAAAGCAGCAAUGGAAAACCUCGGUGGCUCUUUCACUAAAGGUCAGAUUGAGGCUGCUUCACGAGUAACUACAUCAUUUGUUAUGGCUAUAGUUGAAACUUCCCCUGUGAAUGGUGAGGAACUUAAAGAAGCUAUUGUGUCAAUCUGGCCUACAUUCAAACUAGUAACGGGUAUCCUAUUCCUGAACUCAGGCAUAUUGAGGUCCACCCCCAGAAUAAGGAAGCGGAUGCCUAGUUAG
Talaromyces proteolyticus is the source of this 342-nucleotide messenger RNA. RefSeq lists its product as uncharacterized. NCBI's taxonomy places the organism in Eukaryota, Fungi, Ascomycota, Eurotiomycetes, Eurotiales, Trichocomaceae. The coding region runs from base 1 to 342 and encodes 113 amino acids. The transcript is spliced from 4 exons. The record is from RefSeq and is a predicted model, not a curated record.